CUUUUCAUGUCAGCUGAAUUUUAUUCUGGAUAAUAAAAUUCACUCAACGAAGGUCAACUGGUUAAAGAGUCGCCUAUAAAAACACAGAGAAAAUCGCUGAGCAUAGCACGGAAGUGCACGACAAUACAUCACGCUUAUGAAUAUGAGAACGAAAGUAACUUCACCUUUCCAAAACGCUACUCUAGGGCAAAGACAAUCAGGGUUUGGAAAACUUUAAAAUGGCAAAUCGAACAGAUGAUAUAAUUAAACUUUGCUGCGAAAUCUCUUCAAAUAAGAAGAUAAAAGCAGCAUUUAAAAACUCAGCGAAAGGUGCUGCGGUUGCUGGAGGAACCGCUUUUGUUGGAGGGCUGCUCGGUGGUCCAGCCGGUAUAGCUGUUGGUGGUGCUGUGGGAGGUUUGCUGGGAGCAUGGAUGACCAGCGGCCAAUUCAGACCUCUUCCUGAGAUCCUCGUGGAAAUGGGUCCUACACAGAAGGACCAACUGUACUCUGAUGUCAUGGCCGUAAUGGGUACACUGCAGUGGGUUGACGUUGCUCAGCUAAUCGCUCAAGUUAAUGGGAACGCCUCUUUACAUGAGCAGGUUCUGGGUGCCAUACUCAAUUUUACUAAAAACCAACUCAAAGCUGAAGUGCAGUAUGAAGUCUAACCGCUGGAGGGUGGAUGUUACUGGCUUAGUUUCGGUUUUAUCUCGUUAUUUCAUUAAUUUCUCUUAUGCUGGGUGUUUGUCCAUUGAUUUUUAAACUUUUUAUAACUUUUAUGUUUUUUUUUUAAGGGAAAUAAAUAUUGGUACAGAUAGGGCAUUUACAGCUGACUGCUAGUUCUAAAUAUGUUAAUGUCAGAAGACAGAAGAAACCCUGGCUUAUUUGUUAGAUAACUACUUUCAGUGGUUAAGGACAAGCUGGAAGAGCAAGUUGCUACUAGUUUGCAUUCUUUAUGUAAUGUGUGAAUUGUUAAAGAACACUAUAGGAUGUAUAAGAUGUCACGAUGCUAAAGCAGAGCUUGUAAAAAAUUAUUAUACGCCUACGUGUUUAGGCCAGACUGUUUACACAUCAGAAAAAUAGGCAUAAUCAUACAUGAUCAAAAAAAGAUUUUCUUUCUUUUAAGUUGUCAAUGCUAAAUGCAUAAUGUGUCAUUGCAUGUUGACAUGAAUGCAUAAAAAGUUACAUAAUGGUGACGCUGUAAAUGUGUUUUUAAUCCCAAGACAAAAUGCAAAAUACAUAGGCCUUAUCAUAAGCACAUAUAAAAAAGUUUUUGUUCCAUUAAAAAGAUAAUGAAGUAGAAAAAAACAAAGUU
This is a messenger RNA of Labeo rohita (rohu), 1291 nucleotides long. RefSeq names its product Protein C19orf12 homolog-like. Bases 219 to 644 code for a protein of 141 amino acids. The record is from RefSeq and is a predicted model, not a curated record. Lineage: Eukaryota; Metazoa; Chordata; Actinopteri; Cypriniformes; Cyprinidae. The transcript has 3 exons.